ACUCCAACAUCGGCUCGUGAUUGGCUCAAGGGAGCAAUUGAGCUGCUGCCUGCUCGGCAUCACCAAGCUGGCGUAGUCAAACUGUUGUUGCAUGCAAGGCAUACUUAACCUCGGUCGGUGGCUGUUAUUCUGCAGAAGCAGCCGCCUGAAUACGAAAAGAGCACCAGAUUCCCAGGCGCAACCAGUACGCGAUCGACAUAAUGGCUGGAACGACUACUCUCGUCACCAGCCCUCUCCCCCUCUCGCCUUCUGCCCCAACAUCAACUGGCUCUCCCAUCGUGGUGCCCACCAUGUCUGACGAGUCGUAUCGAUUCGUCGGUACCUCAGCCUUCUACUUUGUCGUCAUCGGCAUCCCCGUCAUCGCCCUCGUCGUCGUCUGCGUCCUGGCCGGUUGCUGUUGCUGCUGCACCAACCUAAGCUAUCGCGCCCUGCGCCAAAGACGUCAACAGCGGAGGCGCGACAAGGCCUAUGCCGUCAACACCAUCCCCAAGGGUCUCGAUACUCAGAUCCCGGACAGUACUCACGGGAUUCCUCCGCUUGCAGAGUUUGAUGCCAACACAACGGCUGUCAGGCCACCGCCAAAUCUGUAUACUAGACCGGACGGCCACAUUCCAGAACUCCACGGCUCGAUGGACGAUCCUCCGCCCAGGUACGACCUGGCCAAUCAACAGCAAGGCAUAAUCGACGGCGAGCCUCAAUUCAAGUACAAGACUUCAGACACCGGGCGAGUUUAAUGCGCGUGCAUUUCAGGUUAGGGCAUAGAAGAGAAGGCGCCACGGAACAGCAAACUUGAAACUGGCGGCAAUGGAAAAUCUACCAUGACUUUGACAAGAAUGAGCAAUUGGAAUUUCUGAACGGCGCCUACACAUAAAUGCGCAGAAUCUGCUCCCUGACGCCGGAAAAGCACCUCUACAAGUUCUCUGCAAUGACCUCUAUCAUAUGUAGGUAGAGUUUGACUAGGGAAAGAGCACUGGACGCGCUACGGAACAAAAGUCUGAUUGGCCAUGUGUCACAGGGACAACAAGGAGACUCUUGCACAGUCUGUCCCCAGCGAGCAUUGGCCCGGCUGUCCAUGUCGAGAACGUCAGCUUAUAAACCCAAACACGGCGUUCAGUUAAGGGGGCCAUCAACACUUACCCAGGUCCCGGCACAGCAUGCUU
Molecule: messenger RNA, 1160 nt
Organism: Microdochium trichocladiopsis
Lineage: Eukaryota; Fungi; Ascomycota; Sordariomycetes; Xylariales; Microdochiaceae
Exons: 1
Coding region: 201-734 (177 amino acids)
Source: RefSeq, a predicted model, not a curated record